CUCCUCCGCCGGGCUGCGGGAGUUGUUGACUGGUGGAUUGCGGCCGGUAGAACAGGUUCUCUGCAAGGGAGUUGUCUCCGAAACCCGGGAGACGUGGAUGGCCCGAGCCGCGGCUCCCGGCUCGGAGCCUGGCAGCGAGGAGGGCUCUGGUUUUGCGUGGCACUGCUGGGCAGGGCGGCUCUCGUCCCGCGCCGCUGGCACACAAAUCACAGCCCUGCCUGUGUCAGGUAGAUAAGGAACCAUGUGAUGCAGCUGGUGGGAGCGGGAGGCAGGCAGGGUGAAGGCGCACAGGGAAAUAACCUUGCAGGGAGUUCCUCCCUCCCUUCUCGGGGAGCAUAGUAGUCUCCGGGCAGCGCUGAUCCCGAGGCUCCCUUGGCCUGUAUGCCUGCUUGGGUUCUGGGGGCUCUCUGAACUCGGGUAGCGGCAAUGUCCUUCAGCAGAAGGAACUGGUCCGAUCUCUCCAGCCUGGCCAGGCAGAGGACCCUGGAGGAUGAGGAAGAGCAGCAAAGAGAGCGCCGGCGAAGGCACCGGAGCCUGCUGUCAUCCACCUCCACGGAUGAGAAACCUGCCAGCCCUGCCAAGGACAUCAGCCCAGCUUCCAGCAGACCUUCAUCCCUGGUGAAGCCGCAGUCUCCGGAGAAUGGGGAAGAGCGAAAGCUCUCAGAGGUGCUGAAGACACAAGAAGGGAGAAGAACAAGGGGCCUCCCACCUGUGUCCGAAAAGCUGAGGCAGGAGAAGGAGCAGAAGGAGCCAGGAGCGGGAGAGAGCUGCCAGGAGACAGAGGCACAGCCCCGCGGGAGGCAGGAGAGCAGCCGGGCUGCAGAGCAUGCUCAGGAGGCGGCCAGGGGCAGAGGGGACCCGCCCAGAGACAAGAACCUGGAACCAGGCUCUGAGAGGAAGGUGGUGGUGAGGACAUGGCUCCAGGACAAAGACCAAGGAGCGCAGACUCCUCGGGGGGAGCAGAGGAAGGAAGCAAAGGAGCCACCAGAGGUGGGGAGCUGCCGGCUCCGGGAGGUGAAGAUCCUCACCAGGGUGGGAAACCGCAGCACAGAAGAGAAAAUCUCAGCAGUGACCUCAUCUCCAGAGCAGCAGCAGCCAUCCAGGAACCCCUCAAAGCAGGUAAUCCAGCUGUCCCCUCCCCGAGAUGAACCUGCAGAAAAGCCAGACCCUUCUCCAACUCAUGUCACCUCCAUCCGACGGGCCAGUCCAAGAACUGUCUCCUUCCGGAUCAUCUCCAAGAAGCAGAAAGAAGAGAGCCAAAGCCCUCUCACAAGGAGUGCGAGUCUGAGGAUCCCAGGCAGCAACAGCACCAUUGGGGAGAAGCUGGAAAAGUACAACUCAGCUGUGCAGCGCUCGGAGGGGGUGAAAUCCUCCGUGCCUGCCCAGAAGAGUCGCCUGCUCUCCUCGGAGGGGGUGGCGAGCAAGCGCAACUUCUUCGAGAGAAGCGCUCCCAGCAAGGCGGAACCGGCGGCUCUCAGGAAGGACAGCCUGAAGAUCUCAGGCUCGGUGACAUCCCGCAUUAAUCUGUGGAUCAGCCGAGCUCAGGAGCCUGCCAAGGAGGAAAACGGAAAGGAAAUCCGGAGAAUCAACAGCCUGGCAAAGCGAGAUGUCUGGAUAAAGCAGCCUGGAGACACCUCUGGAGACACCAAGUUGCAGUAAUACCAGCUGUGCUAUCAGACCAUCUGGGAAAAACUGGUUUGCUCCAAAGAUCAAAGCCCAGCCCUACCCAACCAUCCAGCAGCCACUGCCACGAGUCCCCUGUGCCAUGUGUGGGUGCAGCCCACGUCAUGGGGUCCUCUGCUUGUGGGAUGGGAAGGAAGAAGCCUGGAAGAGUCUCCCUGUGCCCUCAGUCCCCAAUCACUGCCUCUCUGUGGAAGUCCAGGCCUGCAGGCUCCCCACAGAUGCUGAAGGCCAACUCCUGCCUUGUUUGCCCAGCACAUUUGCUGUUCUGCUCCUGAUCUCUGCCUGUGCCCCAGAACUGCCCUGGCAAAGGGGAUCCCCCACACAGCUCCCUGGCAGCUGGAGGAUGUCAGUGAGGCAAGAACCUGCCUGGCUGAGGGAGUUCCAGCUGCAUAUCCAUGGACCACGUCUGCUGCCUGGGGCAGGUGGGGCAGUCAGCUGUCACCCCUGCCAGGCUGUCACUGCCAGAGGGGCCCAACCAGAGGCUCAUGAAGCUACAUGAGUGCUUGGAGAUGUCUCAUGGAAGAAGGGGGGACUUGGCCCUGGUGUUUCCUUCCACACGCAGCUGAACCAGAGAUUUGUCCUUGUCCCUGCAAUCCCCUGCCCAUGCAGGCAGUGACCCUUCAUCCAGUGAUCCAGGGGAGGGUGAGCUGGCCCUGGCCAUGGCCACAGCCCUGUUUGGGGGAUUUCAUGGAGCUGAGUGCCCUGUGCUGGGCCCCAUUUCCCUCUUGCCUUUCCUCCUGAGCCCUUUGCUGUGCAGCCCCUGAUCCUGCAUUCCUGUGGCUGCUGAGCCCACCCAGCAGGGAUGGGGGAUGCUCUCUUGCAGCCUUUAGGGUGGCUUUAGGGUGCCGUGGGCAAAGGGCUCAAAUUCUCUUAUUGGGGCCAUUCUUUGGGUUUGGGUUGUGCCUUGAAGAACCACUGUGGUGACAAAUUCAGCGUGGGAAUCUGCUGCUGCCCCUGGAGCUGAUCCUGCUUGUUGGGCUUGGGAAAGGACUAUGUGCCUUUUUUUGUUUUUUAAUAAAAGUUGCUCUUUCUAAAACA
Serinus canaria (Common canary) is the source of this 2721-nucleotide messenger RNA. It is a transcript of the gene LAD1, whose product is annotated as ladinin 1. The record is from RefSeq and is a predicted model, not a curated record. The coding region runs from base 427 to 1659 and encodes 410 amino acids. NCBI's taxonomy places the organism in Eukaryota, Metazoa, Chordata, Aves, Passeriformes, Fringillidae. The transcript has 10 exons. Gene Ontology annotation, molecular function: structural molecule activity.